UGCAGUCGCGGGGAAGGAAGGAGACGCCUCAGCCGCGGCGCUCGCCGGCUCUGCUCGGAGCCCGACCUGCCCGCCCUCGCCGCGCCUCCCCUCCCCCCCCCUCUUCUUCUCGGCACCCCCCGAUUCUCUGUGUGUUGCUCCCGUCUCCGACGAGAGAGGCGGCGACGGUGGCGUCUGCGACGGGAGACAGCGCGUCGGAGCGAGAGAGCGCCGCGCCUGCCGCCGCCCCGACAGCGGAGGCGCCGCCGCCCUCGGUCGCCAGCAGGCCGGAGCCGCAGGCGCUCCCGAGCGCGGCCCUGCGAGCCCCGCUCCCCGACCUCUACCCCUUCGGGACCAUGCGCGGCGGCGGCUUCGGGGACCGGGACCGGGACCGGGACCGCGGAGGAUUUGGAGCGAGGGGUGGUGGAGGCCUUCCCUUGAAGAAAUUUGGUAAUCCCGGGGAGCGGUUACGUAAAAAGAAGUGGGAUUUGAGUGAGCUCCCCAAAUUUGAGAAGAACUUUUAUGUGGAACAUCCAGAAGUGGCCAGGCUGACACCGUAUGAAGUUGAUGAACUGCGCCGGAAAAAAGAGAUAACUGUGCGCGGGGGAGAUGUCUGUCCCAAGCCUGUUUUUGCCUUCCAUCACGCCAACUUCCCACAGUAUGUCAUGGAUGUGCUGAUGGAUCAGCACUUUACAGAACCAACUCCCAUUCAGUGCCAGGGAUUUCCCUUGGCUCUGAGUGGCCGGGAUAUGGUGGGCAUUGCGCAGACUGGCUCCGGGAAAACAUUGGCGUAUUUGCUUCCUGCAAUUGUUCAUAUUAACCAUCAGCCAUACUUGGAAAGAGGAGAUGGCCCCAUUUGCCUCGUCUUGGCUCCGACCAGAGAGCUUGCCCAGCAGGUCCAGCAGGUGGCUGACGACUAUGGCAAAUGUUCUCGACUGAAGAGCACAUGCAUUUAUGGAGGCGCUCCGAAGGGCCCCCAGAUUCGAGACUUGGAAAGAGGCGUGGAAAUUUGCAUCGCUACUCCUGGACGCCUGAUAGAUUUCCUGGAAUCCGGAAAGACAAAUCUUCGUCGGUGUACUUACCUUGUACUCGAUGAGGCUGACAGAAUGCUUGAUAUGGGCUUUGAACCUCAGAUCCGUAAAAUUGUUGACCAAAUCAGGCCUGAUAGGCAAACCUUGAUGUGGAGUGCUACCUGGCCAAAAGAAGUACGGCAGCUUGCGGAGGAUUUCCUUCGUGAUUAUACGCAGAUCAACGUGGGCAAUCUGGAGUUGAGUGCCAACCACAACAUCCUUCAGAUUGUGGAUGUCUGCAUGGAAAGUGAAAAAGACCACAAGUUGAUCCAGCUCAUGGAGGAGAUAAUGGCUGAGAAGGAAAACAAGACAAUAAUAUUCGUAGAGACAAAAAGACGCUGUGAUGACCUCACACGCAGGAUGCGCAGAGAUGGCUGGCCUGCUAUGUGUAUCCAUGGAGAUAAGAGUCAACCAGAAAGAGAUUGGGUGCUUAAUGAGUUCCGCUCUGGAAAGGCCCCCAUCCUCAUUGCCACAGACGUGGCCUCCCGUGGGCUAGAUGUGGAAGAUGUCAAGUUUGUCAUCAACUAUGACUAUCCAAACAGCUCCGAGGACUAUGUCCAUCGGAUUGGCCGAACAGCCCGGAGCACCAACAAGGGCACCGCCUACACCUUCUUCACCCCAGGGAAUCUCAAACAGGCCCGGGAGCUCAUCAAAGUGCUGGAAGAGGCCAACCAGGCCAUCAAUCCUAAGCUGAUGCAGCUGGUGGACCACAGGGGCGGCGGCGGCGGAGGGGGAGGUCGUUCUCGAUACCGGACCACUUCCUCGGCCAAUAAUCCCAAUCUGAUGUACCAGGAUGAGUGUGACCGGAGACUUCGAGGCGUUAAAGAUGGUGGCCGGAGAGACUCUACAAGCUAUCGGGAUCGUGGGGAAACCGAUAGAGCUGGUUAUGCUAACGGCAGUGGCUAUGGAAGUCCAAAUUCUGCCUUUGGAGCACAAGCAGGCCAAUACACCUAUGGGCAAGGCACCUACGGGGCAGCCGCUUACGGUACCAGUGGUUACACGGCCCAGGAGUACGGUGCUAGCACCUACGGGGCCAGCAGCACCACCUCAACGGGGAGAAGCUCGCAGAGCUCUAGCCAGCAGUUCAGUGGGCUGGGCCGCUCCGGGCAGCAGCCCCAGCCGCUGAUGUCCCAGCAGUUUGCACAGCCUCCGGGAGCUACCAGUAUGCUAGGCUACAUGGGGCAGACGGCCUACCAGUACCCGCCUCCCCCGCCGCCCCCGCCGCCCUCCCGCAAGUGAGGCGUGCAGACUUGCGGAGAGGGUGCUCUCCCCUCCUCCCCCCUCCUUCCUUUUUCUUUUGUCUUCCCCCUAACCGUUGUGAUUUGUCUUUCAUGCAGAUUAGUUAGAUUUCACUGCCAGAUUUCUUCUGCCCGCCAAAAUGAUCCAGUCUGUCAUAACAGAUUUUGUAAAAAAAUAUAUAUAUAUAUAGCUGACUGGAAGGGUUCCCCUCCCCAGCUUCUUGCAUGUUGAGGAUAUUUGAGCUAUUUUUCAUCUAAAAAGGAAAAGUAAGGUAUUAGGCCCUUUUGUGGGAGCCUGUUUUUUUGUUGUUGUUCUGAGUUGGGGGCAGGGAGAGGGGAGAACUCGGCAGGGGGAGAGGCAGCUGUGCUUUCACGUGCGCUCCUCACGGCUUGGGGAACCCAGAGGGACUUGCGUAUUGUGGUUCCACUUUGCUUUCUGAUGUUUCUCGGGCUGAAACGGAGUCCUUCAGGCCUGACGUUUUUAAGACAGUGCAUUGCAUUGUCAUUUUGGCUGAUUGCUUGCUCAGUGCAUUUCAGGGUUUUUGUUUUGUUUGUUUUUAAAUUCUUGGUUGAUCUUUUUAUCCCCCUUACCACCCACACCCCCAUCCCCAGUUGCUGAAAAAUAACUUUUAGUGGCAAGUUAGAAACUGAAUUGCUGAGUCUGGAUUUUUAACUAUCUUUCAGAACUCCCCAGUGUUGAGUGCAAUGGUUGCAUGUAGCCUCUCAGCAUCUGGCUGGACACCGUCUCCAUCCCCAUAGAAGCAGGGCCCGUCUGCAGCGUCCCUUUCCACCCAGGUGGCUGCAGUGAGCAGAAUGAACGUGAAUGCUCGUGGCAGCUUACUGUAUGAACCAGUUAGUAUGCAUUCACCUCCAGUGUAUAGACUACCCUGAAUUAUAAACGAUAGAUUAAUGGACGGGUUUUCUUUCUGAAGCUCAGUCCAUGUAACGCUAGAAUAAAAGUAAUUCCUUGCCAGCUACUCAGCUUCUUUGGCUAAGUUAUCUGCAACCAAGUCUUAAGGGUUUCUUAAAGAACGCUCCUGUAUUCACGCUGUCUCUGCAGUGCUUUGUAACAGCUUUGGGUGCAAGUUGCCCUCCGCAUCCUUUUGCACUCAGCUCUUUACAGGUAGGUAGUGCCCAAGGGAAGUUACGCAGGACUGACGCCCACGUCCCUUGGCUUUCCUUUCCCUCCGUGUGAAGGUAGGUGAGUUUGUCCCGUUCCUAGCAGUGCUAUUUGCUUGGACCUCUGGCAGGUGGGCGCGGGUAGGAUAUCUGCUCGUAUGCUCGCUCACCUGCUCCGGGCCCGUGUGGGGCUCCUGUCGCGGCCCACCGGCACUGCGGCCCCACAGGCAGGGCUGAGAGCACUGGCUGGGUGUCAGCCUGGGUGGCCAAACACUUGUUCUUGUUUUUCCCCUGGAGCCUUGCUGGGGAGAGCAAAGGCGUUGUCUGGGGGCUCUGAGGGUGUGGCUGGCUGUGCAGCGGACAGGUAGGUCGGCAGCGGAAGCUGUUCCCCGUGCAUGUCAGAGCUGGAAUAUCUGCCCUCUACCCUCCCUCUUUCUUGACUUUUCUCUUCCCUUCUCCUCCCCCUCUCCCCCCAGAAGUUGAGGCUGAGGGAGGAUGGUAGGCCCCGGAGAGCAUGCGACACUGCUCUCUUGUCCUCAGACCAAAGUGUCCAAAAAUCCCCUUCCCUUUUUUUUUUUUUUUUUUUUUUUCUUUUCUGAUCUAAGCAUUGACUAGUUGGUUGAAAAAUUUUCCCGUACCAAAACUUGGGUUGGUUGUUUUUUGGGAUUUGUUUCUAGUUCUUAGAACCCGCAGAGGUGCCGUGUGAGGAGCGCCUGCUCCCGGGUGUUGGGCAGGCAGGUUGGCAUUGGGCCGCUCCUGGCUUCCCUUCUACCAUACUUAAGUCAAAAAAAAAAAAAGGCCAAUUCCAAGUCUCAGUGCUACUCUGGCCAAGCCCAGCUGAAAUCUGGCGGCUUUUCCUGUAUAGCUCUAGAGUAACUUUCUACCUCCACACGCGUCACUCAGAACCCAGGUUCCGCCCCGGCUGCAGAGCCCGACCAGAGUCCUCAUUGAUGCUCAUUAGCGCGGCCUCGGCUGGACCCCCCUAGGGAAAUCUCAGUAUUAUGCUCCGGAGCUGCCUCUCCCCACCCCUAGCAGUUGUGUAGACUUCUCAUCGGAAAGGUUGGUGGCUUUUGCUUGGGAUCAGAGCUCUCUAGUCGUGUCCUCGCUGGCCCCUGAACACAUUCCUGUCGCGUUCAGACUUGAAAGAUUGUGGCUGUGUGUUGUUCAGGCACACGAUGCUAAGAGCUGUGUUACUCUCCUUAGUCUGUAAAUUGUCCUUUUGAUACCAUCUUGUUUUCUUUUGUAGGUAUAAAUAAAAACACUGUUGACAAUA
Sorex araneus (European shrew) is the source of this 4679-nucleotide messenger RNA. It is a transcript of the gene DDX17, whose product is annotated as DEAD-box helicase 17. The transcript is spliced from 13 exons. Gene Ontology annotation, cellular component: cytoplasm; ribonucleoprotein complex; nucleus. The coding region runs from base 336 to 2288 and encodes 650 amino acids. NCBI's taxonomy places the organism in Eukaryota, Metazoa, Chordata, Mammalia, Eulipotyphla, Soricidae. Gene Ontology annotation, molecular function: RNA helicase activity; ATP binding; RNA binding. The record is from RefSeq and is a predicted model, not a curated record. Gene Ontology annotation, biological process: alternative mRNA splicing, via spliceosome.